Messenger RNA from Megalops cyprinoides (Indo-Pacific tarpon), 1910 nucleotides. RefSeq lists its product as uncharacterized. NCBI's taxonomy places the organism in Eukaryota, Metazoa, Chordata, Actinopteri, Elopiformes, Megalopidae. The transcript has 4 exons. Gene Ontology annotation, cellular component: cytosol. The record is from RefSeq and is a predicted model, not a curated record. Bases 740 to 1435 code for a protein of 231 amino acids.
GACAGUGGGUUGUAGGCAGACAGUGGUAGACAGCAGGUGGCAGUGCGGCCUCCCUCAAAUUAGGGCGUACAUGGACGACACGACUUUGCUGACCACGACACAUGCUUAAACAAAAAGAUUAUUGGAGAAACUGAAUGAAAAUCUUAAGUGGGCUAAACUGAAGACAAAGUUUAUGUAAAUGAGGAAGAAAUCCCAUCUGUGAUGGAGAAGUAGUUAAAAGCUUAGGUAGGUGGUUUAAUGGGGAGUUAAAUGCCACAGGUUCAGCAACUUAAAAUAGACGUCAUUGAUAGGUGAGAUGGAGUUUAUUGUACACCUAUGAAUGGAGAUAGACCUUUGCUUAUAUAUCAUCACUCAAGCCAUGUAAGUAGAUAGGAAACAUCAUAACACCAUAGAUGUUAUAAAGUAAAAUCUGUAAUAUGUUUUAAAUGUAACACCCCCAUAAGCCAUUUACCUAGCAGAUAACAAGUUUCAACAUGACCACAAGGAAGGUAUUCAGUUACACCAACACACCUCUGUUCUGUGCUUUGUCAUUUCCUGUAUUGACAGAGGCAUCGUUAUUCUAGCUAGCUAGCUAGCUAGCGUGUGCGUAACUGAAUUCGACUGAAAUACUUUUGAAACUUGCAGUGCAGAGUCUUAUCUGAGCCACCACCCCUUCUUGCCUCAGUAUAAAUCCUGAAUGUCACUCUGCCACACAAUUUAAAGCAAAUCGUGUGUCAGUGAAAACCUCAACAGCGUCAGAAUGCGCUCAGCUCUGAUCUUCAGCCUUUGUAUCUGGUUUGUUUCUGCAUCUGCUCCUCAGAACGUGUGUUAUUUGAAGGGUAAUCAACAAGCAUGCGACCUUUACGAAGAUCUCUGGCAAAAGAAUCUGGAUAUUGCUGGUGAUGUGCUAAACUCCAAGUUCAUUCAAACCAUGCAGUCUGGAAGCCUUCCUGUACACUGUUACAUAACCUUCACUUUGCAGGAUAUUUACUAUUUGGAGGAGGUCACAGACAUGUUGAAGACUCUGAGCGCUAAAGUGGAGAAACCUGAAGAUUUAAAAACAUUCUUUCAAGAGCGGUAUAAAAGUUACUCUGAUUACACCUCUGAUGUGCUGGGUAUCUGCUCGCUCACGGACAAAUCGAUUAUCAAACCCCAGGCAGCGAUUAAGAACUACACUGAUGCUUACCGCGAUGUGAUGAACACACAGGAUCCCAUUUAUUUUGCUAUUGCCAUGCUGCCAUGUUCUCGACUUUGGACUCAUUUGGCUGAGAAACUUCAGAUGGAUAAGAACAACGCUUACUAUGAAUUCAAGGCAGACAACAUGAGGCAUCCAGAGAAACACUUCAAACCUCUUCUGGACAAAUACCAAAGUACUAUCGAUGUAACCCUUGCUCAUGCUAUUUUCCGUAGUCAAAUGAAACAUGAGAGGGCUUUCUUCCAGUCCGCGGUGCCAUAAUAAUGUGCUUUGUAUGACCAUGCAUAUUUGCUCAUGGGACAUACUCUAAAUUACAGUGCUUUUACAAAUUGUGAAUUCUGAUCAGAGCCCUUCAGGUGUUGUUAGUAACAUGUAAGCUUGCUCAUAUUAUUUCAAAGCAUUCAGUAUAUUUCCUGAAUGAUAUAUUCUAGAAUGCUGUAAUGCUGAUAUCGCAUAGGUUUAGUAAAUAAAUAAGGCUCAGGCUCAUUAAAAUGAUCUGUAUAAAAGAAAACACUUAAACAAUUCAGCAACUUUGGGGAAAGGGGAAAAAUAGAUCAUGUGAUCUCUGUUUUGUCUAAAGACAAAAUUAUUAAUCAAUCACUUUUGAUUUUUCUUUCAUGCUUUUACUUCUUUUCAUUCUUGUUUCUUUGUGUAUCUCUGUGUUGUGAGUCUUGGUAAAUGCAUCUAAUAUGGCCUCUGUUUAUGUUAUGAAAUCAGGAAGUGAUGUGAACUUGUA